Ricinus communis (castor bean) is the source of this 1246-nucleotide messenger RNA. RefSeq names its product transcription factor IBH1. The record is from RefSeq and is a predicted model, not a curated record. Bases 399 to 899 code for a protein of 166 amino acids. NCBI's taxonomy places the organism in Eukaryota, Viridiplantae, Streptophyta, Magnoliopsida, Malpighiales, Euphorbiaceae. Gene Ontology annotation, biological process: regulation of DNA-templated transcription. The transcript has a single exon.
UAUUUGCACCCCUCAAGAUUCAUAAUACCCAUUACCCAGAACAGAUCUUUCUUUCUCUAUUUUAGGCCUUUUAGGAUUAUAGAGAGCUUAACAUAGCUUUGAGAUUUUAUUUUUUUCUUUGCCUUUUGUCCUUACCAAGCAAGAGGUCCCUCUUUGUGUCAGAAGAAAAUCUCAACUUCCAAUCUCCAAUGCUCAUUUGUCCUUCUUCCCAUCAUUCAUGCCCAAUAAAGUGAGUUGUGUCAGAGUUAGUUAGUACUAGGAUUUCACACAGGAUUAUUUAUUUGAUUGUUAUUCACAUACACUUUUAACACACAGUUGCUACUAUAUAGCCUCCUCUCUCCUUACCCUCUUCAAGAAAACCCUAGUUUCUUUUCUUAUUGAUCUCUCUCUCCCAGUUUAUGAUCAUGGCUUCCAAGGAGAAACUGACAUUAAAGAAACACUCUAAUACUAAAACCAGAUUUACCCGUAGAUUCCUUGCUUCUCUUUUGAGGAUGAGAAGAGCUAAUAAUAACAGUAAUACAAGAGUUGGUUAUGCUUCUUCCCAUGAAGAAAUCCGUAGAAGAAGUCAUAGAAUAAAGAUUGCUUCUUAUUCAUCCAUGGCCCGUGCCGUCGGGUCGAGAAGGGUUUGGAGCAGAGCACUUCUUCUGAAGCUAAGAAAUCGAGCCAAGUUACAGGGAAUUCUGAGGAAUAAAUGUUUCGCUCUGAAGAAGAAGAGGAAACUUAUGGUUAAAAGUAAAGUUCCGGGUGAGAUGAGUAAGGCUGACACGCUUCGGACGCUUGUUCCUGGUGGUGAAACCAUGGAUUUUUGCAAGUUACUGGAGGAAACUGCAAGCUAUAUGAAAUGUCUUGCUACUCAGGUUAAAGUUAUGCAAAGUAUAGUGGAUCGCUACCCGAAAUGAAAGAUAGUUACAUACAUAUGAAGAUCAAAACAAGGACAAGAGAAAGAUGAGUAUAAAGAAUAAUAAAGAAAGAAAACAUUCUGUAGAAGACAUGUAAGGGAUCGAGGUCGGAUGGCAACCGGUGAGUAUCAUCUAAAGUAUAAUAUAGAUUAUUGGUACGGUAUACACAUGUGUAAAUCAAUCAAAGUAUAGCAAUUCAUCUGUCCUUUUUGAACGCGGUUUGGAAGUCACAGACUCAUUACCAUGAGUUUUUGUUUUGUUUGUACAUAGAUAAAAAAAAAAAAAAACUGACAGAACAGCUUUGUUAACUAUUAAUUAUGUUAUUUGUGUAUUCUUUUUCUUUGUGA